AGAUGGCGGACGGGGACAGCGGCAGCGAGCGCGGCGGCGGGUUCGGCGGCCCGCGCGGGCCGGGCCCCGAGCAGGAGACGCAGGAACUGGCCUCCAAGCGCCUGGACAUCCAGAACAAGCGCUUCUACCUGGACGUGAAGCAGAACGCCAAGGGCCGCUUCCUCAAGAUCGCCGAGGUGGGCGCGGGCGGCUCCAAGAGCCGCCUCACGCUCUCCAUGGCCGUGGCCGCCGAGUUCCGCGACUACCUGGGCGACUUCAUCGAGCACUACGCGCAGCUGGGCCCCAGCAGCCCCGAGCAGCUGGCGGCGGCCGGGCCGGGCGAGGAGGCCGGGCCGCGCCGCGCGCUGAAGAGCGAGUUCCUGGUGCGCGAGAACCGCAAGUAUUACCUGGACCUGAAGGAGAACCAGCGCGGCCGCUUCCUGCGCAUCCGCCAGACCAUCAACCGCGGCCCGGGCCCGGGCUUCCCCGGCCCGCCCGGCCUGCAGAGCGGCCAGACCAUCGCGCUGCCGGCCCAGGGCCUCAUCGAGUUCCGCGACGCGCUGGCCAAGCUCAUCGACGACUACGGCGGCGACGAGGAGGAGCUGGGCGGGCCGGGCGGCGGCGCGGGGCUGGGCGGGGAGCUGCCCGAGGGCACCUCCAUCACCGUGGACUCCAAGCGCUUCUUCUUCGACGUGGGCUGCAACAAGUACGGCGUGUUCCUGCGCGUGAGCGAGGUGAAGCCGUCCUACCGCAACGCCAUCACCGUGCCCUGCAAGGCCUGGGCCCAGUUCGGCGGCGCCUUCUGCCGCUACGCCGACGAGAUGCGCGACAUCCAGGAGCGCCAGCGGGACAAGCUCUACGAGCGCCGCGCCGGGCCGGCCGGGCCGGGCAGCGGCAGCGGGGCCGGCGACGACUCCGACGGGGACGACGUGGACGACGACUGAGCGGCGCCCCCGGCCGGGGAGCCGCCGCCACCCCCAGCCCCGGCCCCAGCGGAGAGAGAAUCCAGCUUCACCGCAGACACCGACCGCCCCCGGCCCCUGCUGCCCGGAUCCCUCCCCGGCCCCUUUCGAGAUCGUGCCCCCCCGCCCCCGCCAUGGAAACCAGCAUCCCGGCGGCCGCGCCGCCGCCGAGCGCUUGAAGAGAAGGGAGAGGCCGCCGCAGCUAUCCAGAUCCGAGGGUGCAGGUCGCGAUGGGGAAGGAGAUCGGGCCUAGCCGGGGCGGGAGGGGAAUCCCGGCAGCUUCGGGCCUAGAGUUGGGACGAGCCUGUUUCCGGACCAACGUCCAUUCUGUCCUUUCCUUUGCAGACUUGUUUUCUGGGAUGCAAACUGCUCCGCUCCGGGCGCUGCCGGAACCGGUCAGCGAGCGAGUUCCCGCUGGCAGCGUGCUGAAGAUUAAGAGACACUUUCUUGUUUUGAUUUUUUUGUUUUUAAACAUGGGGGUUGCGAAGAGGUAGGUUCAAGGAAAAACAGGCAUAAAGCACAAGGAAAGCUGAGUGGAUUGGUUGCUGCUCACUGAAGUUCUUCCCCUUCUCUCCAAGUAAGGUGGUCUUGGAAAAGAAACAGCGUUAGCAGUAGGGAGAAGUAAGAGCCAACUCUCUUGGCUCCAGUGGGUUGACCCAGCCAAUAAGUGGAAUCCAGCCUGUGAGCUGGGUUUUUAAAUCUUUAAACCAUAACUUGGUUGAGAACAGCAACAUGUGGCUACAAGUCUAGUCUGUGAAAGAAUGACUGGCACAAAGUGAGACAUGAGCGUCAUUCAUCUUCAGUGGAAAUCAGUGGACAUGUUCGACUAUGAAUCUAAACACCAAGAACCUCAGGUCCAGAAGUCCAUCACUUGUUCUUUUACAAGAGUUUUUAAAAAGAGAAGAGAACUCAAUCUGUUUCCUCAGUACCUCACAUUGUGUUAACAGCAGAGUUGGCAAAAAUGCACGGAUGGAUUGUUCAGAGCAGCACACAACCUGUGGGAGCUUCAGAUCCAUCGCUGAAAAGGAGCAGAAACAAAAUGAAUAAGCUCUGUGACUAUAAAUAUACCCUAGCAGCAUUUUUUACCACCUUGAAAUUUCACCAUAGACUGGCUACUGCCAAUUCGUCCAGCUGUCGCUCCAGAAUUCAGUUGGGGCUCUUUCCAGGGAGCACCACUUUAAAUGGAUUUUUCACUCUAAAAUGAUUUUUUUUUAGCUAAUUGAGUCAACCCUACCCCUCCAGAAAGGUAUUUCUAGACACCUAGUCGUAUUCUAGUAACUUUGAACUGAAUGGAGAGAGUGCUAUUCAUUCCAAAGUUCCAGAUAUUACUUGGGUGACAUCAUAGAAUCUUUCAUAUUUUUUUUAAACUGUGCAUGCCUGUCCUUUAUUUGAGCUGCCUUUUUAAUUUAUUGCAUACCCUUAUUACCUUAUUUUGUUAUUACUCUACCUAUACUAUCUUUAUUUUGUAUUUAUUGGAAAAUAAGGAACAUACAAAAGGCUUUUUUUUUUUUUUUCUUCAUGCAGUUGUGGCUGGGGGGGAGAAUGGGUAGGAUUUUAAAAAAAUAGCUUUUGAGAUAGUGAUAAAAAUCAGUUAUCAGAACAUUAACCACGAGUUUGUUUCAGCCACAGACCUGUAUUGUUGCCCUUUUAAAAACUAAUUCUUUCCUCCUGGUGUCCAUGGUAGGUCUUUUUAACACCAAUGUUUAAAGAUAUUUUUUUUUAAAAUUCUUCUCCGUUGCAAAGAACCGGGUUUCCUAAACUGUACGGGAGCAAUAGUUUUUCUUGAUGUUUUAAUUACAUCCGUAUACUUGUACUGUAUUUUGUACUCUAAGGCAGCUGUUUUCAAUAAUGUCCUGCUGUAUUUACCUA
Molecule: messenger RNA, 2810 nt
Organism: Terrapene triunguis (Three-toed box turtle)
Lineage: Eukaryota; Metazoa; Chordata; Testudines; Emydidae
Product: transcriptional activator protein Pur-beta
Exons: 1
Coding region: 3-923 (306 amino acids)
Biological process (GO): regulation of transcription by RNA polymerase II
Cellular component (GO): nucleus
Molecular function (GO): RNA polymerase II transcription regulatory region sequence-specific DNA binding; DNA-binding transcription factor activity, RNA polymerase II-specific; purine-rich negative regulatory element binding
Source: RefSeq, a predicted model, not a curated record